Molecule: messenger RNA, 1332 nt
Organism: Musca domestica (house fly)
Lineage: Eukaryota; Metazoa; Arthropoda; Insecta; Diptera; Muscidae
Exons: 2
Coding region: 1-1332 (443 amino acids)
Source: RefSeq, a predicted model, not a curated record
AUGGCGGAAUAUGUGUCGGGGAUGAAGGCGCUUGAUGAAGCCGUGGAGAAAUUCAACAUGGAUGUAGCAACGGUGCCCGAGAUGAAAGAAUUGAGGUUAAUUCAGCGGUUGCAAGAAGCCCAUGACCGCAUGAGGAAUCAACAUGAACUGAUAAUGGCAUCAGCUCCAGCUGCAAGGGUGAGAAGGUCUGCAUUGCCGUUCGUCGGUGGUCUGUUUCGUUCUCUAUUUGGUUUAAUGGACGAGGAGCACGCUGAAGAGUUAGUGAAGAGGAUCACUAAGGUUGAAGAAAACCAGGAUUCCUUGGUAGAGUUGCUAAAUAACCAGACAUCUCUCCAGGACAUUACCGCACAAGUAAUCAAAGAACAAAACAAAGCGGUAUUUAAAAGCAUUGCCAAUCUAAGCGAUGCCUUAGGCGUGGUGCAGUCUGAGAUUAACGCAAUGAAAGAUCGAGGCGCGAUGACGUUAAAGAGUUCAGAGCUUCUUGCUACAGUACAAGAGGCGGAAGUAGUCCAAAGAGAUUUAAUUGGCGCAAUGGUCAACAUUCGGGGUAGCUUCCUUCACGAAAUUCUUCCCGUGAAGGUCUUCAAGAAGCAGAUCCAGAUGAUAAAUGCUGCAGUGGCAAAAAGAUUGCAUCUACCAGCAGAAUCUCCGAUAGAACUCGCCAAGAUUGCUGAGGUAACGACCCGAACAACGGAAGAAUAUAUGUUAUUUAACAUUCGCAUACCUCUGAUUAAUACUGACCUGUUUGCUGCUUAUGCAAUCCAGUCUUAUCCAAUCAAACAGGAUGGAUUGUCAGUACAGUUCAAAGCAAAAAGCGAGUAUCUUCUGAUAGAUGAGGGAAAGACGUCAUUCUACACCCUCAAGGAAGAUGAAUUUACUAGAUGUCAGAAAAUGGAGAAACUAUUGAUAUGCCAGCAGACGCACCCCAUUUACAACACUAGAGAACCGGCUGACUGUGAAGUAAGGCUGUACUUGAAACCUAAUACGAUACCAGAUAGUUGCGAAUUCGCCAUUUCAAAAUUCCGCAACGUCUGGAAGCAACUUCACACACCGAAUACAUGGGUAUUUUCGGUUAAAAAAGGUACUGUCACUGAAGUCAAAUGUGAUGGUAAACGUCAAAACGUCAGAAUCCGAGAUCAAGGAAUAUUACGCAUGCAGCCGGGUUGUACGCUAGAAACUGAAGAGAUGAAGUUAUGGGCGCACGAGAACUACAACAGCGAGAUAAGCUACAAAUUCCCGCAAUUCAACAUUUCCGCAUCCCUGCCACCUCUCACCCAUCUAAGUCUGAAGAACGAAGUCGAAGUCUACAAGUUGCCAGAUAUCCCAAUGUAA